Nymphaea colorata (pocket water lily) is the source of this 1270-nucleotide messenger RNA. RefSeq names its product PRA1 family protein H. The transcript has 5 exons. The record is from RefSeq and is a predicted model, not a curated record. NCBI's taxonomy places the organism in Eukaryota, Viridiplantae, Streptophyta, Magnoliopsida, Nymphaeales, Nymphaeaceae. Gene Ontology annotation, cellular component: endoplasmic reticulum; Golgi apparatus. Bases 382 to 1065 code for a protein of 227 amino acids. Gene Ontology annotation, biological process: vesicle-mediated transport.
GAACUUUACCGACUCGCCAACCCGACCGUCUACGUUAUGCCUCGGUGCAAUGCAUGCCACUCUGCUCCAAUGUUCAAGUGUUAAUUGGAUUUAAAUUUAAUUUGAAUCUGAGUUGGGUAUCCAACUGAGAUGCGAUAAGAGAGCCGACAUCGGAGCUUCCGCUGAGUUGCUUUGCUCCGGCGUCGUUUGUCCUCCUUCUGCAUCGUCCUGAAUCUAACCGUGGCUGAUCUUUGGAGAAUGAUGGGAUUGCCAGCUACCCUUUUCUUGCCAAUCCUCAAUCCUUAUGAUUGAUCUCUGUCGGCUUUCCAAUCAUCGGUUUUUGCAUCUUAUUUACCUUUGGUGCAUUCUCUGAUCAUUUCGUAGAAAGAAAGAGCGACGGAGAUGGCGUUCUCUGCGAACCCCCUUUCUCUCAGCGUUCCUCCUCCCGCAUUCGAAUCAUGGCUUCGUGAGAGUGGUUAUCUCGAGACCCUUGACUGUCGAAACGCCCACCCCCCGAUGGACCAGAAGGAUGGCUUCUCCUUCUCCUCAGUGCUCUCCCUCCUGACUAUCAAUCCUUUUUCCAAGGUCACCGCCGACGACCUCACCAGGCCGGCCGUGCCCUGGACCGCCGAAUUUUUCGACUCUGGAACCGGCCCUUCGCAGACGUACUCACUGCCCUCCAGCUCCUCCCAGGCCAGAUUGAGAGUUCAGGAGAAUGUGAAGAGAUAUAUCCGAAAUUAUAUCUAUAUUUACGUCAUCAUCCUUGGUUGCGCCAUGUAUAAGAAUCCUCUUGCUGUUUUGGGUGUUUUAUCAACUUUAGCUCUCUGGGACUUAUUCAGACUAUGUAGCACCAGAUGGAGACUGGACAGUUUUCCAAGCCUUCAGCAGGUUAUUAUUAUUAUUGCACAGUCUGCAACUGUUGUGAUACUGAUGUACUGCAAAGUUAUGAUUGCAUUUUUUUGGGCUGCCCUACUUGGCUAUGCAGUUAUGAUUCUGCACAGCUUGUUGAGGAAGUUAACACCGCUGAAGCAACCUCUGCAGGAAGAACGACGCACAAAAAUGUCGCAGAGCAGCCACAAAUACUGAAUAUUUUUCUCUGAGAGGCUGCAGCAGUAGACCGCGAAAUACAGAAUACCGUGUCAGUGCGAGUUCAACUUGUCUUUAUAUGUGAACAAAAACAAGGAACUUGCUGGCAUCACUUAUGGGAAGUUUCUUGAGGACACGAAGUUGAUGAGGCUUAAACUUGUAAAGGUUACCCGAGUAAAUGUAAAUUAGUGUUCCUUUUUUUUUC